This is a messenger RNA of Aspergillus nomiae NRRL 13137, 1008 nucleotides long. RefSeq names its product short-chain dehydrogenase. The transcript has a single exon. The record is from RefSeq and is a predicted model, not a curated record. Bases 1 to 1008 code for a protein of 335 amino acids. Lineage: Eukaryota; Fungi; Ascomycota; Eurotiomycetes; Eurotiales; Aspergillaceae.
AUGGAGUAUUGCAAACGAAUCUGGCCACAGAUCUUCCCUGCUCAAGCUGCUCUGACUUCAGCCACUCUUCCGUCCCAAGUGGGCCGCGUGGUGAUCAUCACCGGUAGCACUGCAGGUAUUGGCCUGGCGCUCACACGGAUUUACUAUGACGCUGGAGCCACGGUUUACAUGGCAGCCCGCAAUGAGACCAAAGCGCAUGCGGCCAUUCAAGCCAUCACCACUACCAGCACUUCGCAAGCUCCUGGGGUGAUCAAGUUCCUUGCCAUCGAUCUCUCCGACCUCCGUACCAUCCAACCCUUUGUCACUGCCUUUCUAUCGCAGGAAUCACGCCUCGAUGUGCUCCACAACAACGCCGGGGUUGCUUGCGUGCCACUGUCGCAGCGCACGGCCCAGGGACUGGAGCCGCACAUGGGCACCAAUUGUGUGGCCCCGUAUUUGCUGACUUCGCUGCUGUCGGAUAUUUUAGUCUGUACGGCAGCCGCACCAGAUACCGUACCCAACAGUGUGCGGGUGAUUUGGUCCAGCAGCUUGCUUGUCGACACCUCGGCACCGUCGGAAGGAGUUCCGCCCGAGGAACUUGAGAAUCCUAGUGAGGAUGCGAUUCGAAAUUACACCAUCAGCAAAACCGGCAACUGGUUCCUUGCCGAUCGCUUUGCAAAGCGAUUCACCUCGGCGUCGGUGGGGGCAAGUGACAGUCUGGCUUCGGCGAAGCGUGUCGUGAGUAUCACCGCGAACCCGGCCACCGUCCGCACGGGCAUCUACGAUAAUGCACCGCAGAUCGCGAUCUGGUUGACCAUGCCCUUCUUCGCGACUGUGGAGGAUGGAGCGCAUACCUUACUGUGGGCCGGCUGUAGUGAGGAUAUUACGGUGCGUGACGGGGGGCGUUAUGUGAUUCCUUUUGGACAGUGGCAUCCGAAUCCGAGGGCGGAUCUACUGGAGGCGAUGGCCGGGGGGUAUGCACAGCAAUUCGAGGCAUGGGCCGAGAAGGUGACGCAGGAGUUUCGGUGA